Brassicogethes aeneus is the source of this 507-nucleotide messenger RNA. The record is from the annotation of a GenBank genome assembly. NCBI's taxonomy places the organism in Eukaryota, Metazoa, Arthropoda, Insecta, Coleoptera, Nitidulidae.
AUGUCGAAUCCAGAAAACUACAAAGACGCAAAAUCAAUUUACGAAUUCAGCGCAAAGGAUAUAAAUGGACAAGAUGUAUCUUUAGAAAAAUACAAAGGACACGUUUGUAUAAUUGUAAAUGUGGCUUCUCAGUGCGGUUACACCAAAAACCACUAUGCUGAAUUGGUUGACCUUUACAACGAAUACUCUGAAACAAAAGGACUAAGAAUUCUGGCUUUUCCAUGCAACCAGUUUGGUGGACAAGAACCAGGAGACAAUCAAGAAAUUUGUACAUUUAUCAAGAGCAGGAAUGUUACCUUUGAUAUGUUCGAUAAGGUUAAUGUAAAUGGAGGAAGUGCACAUCCCUUAUGGAAUUACUUGAAGCACAAACAAGGAGGAACUUUGGGCGAUUUUAUUAAGUGGAAUUUUACUAAAUUUGUCAUUGACAAAAAUGGACAGCCUGUUGAAAGACAUGGUCCAAGCACAAGCCCAAAAGAUCUUGUUAAAGUUUUAGAAAAGUAUUGGUAA